Molecule: messenger RNA, 12994 nt
Organism: Homo sapiens (human)
Lineage: Eukaryota; Metazoa; Chordata; Mammalia; Primates; Hominidae
Gene: TRIM44
Product: TRIM family member 44
Exons: 5
Coding region: 338-1372 (344 amino acids)
Molecular function (GO): zinc ion binding
Source: RefSeq, marked reviewed
GGCGGCUGCCGCGAUCUCUCCCUGGUAGCGGGAGGCUGAGCGGGCGGCGCGACGCGGGGGCCGACGGGGGCGCCGGGUGGCCGCGCCGGAAGUGCCUUGCGCGGCAGAGGAAGCGCAGGGACAGAGCGGAGCAGGCCGAGCCGGCGGAAAGGGUCUUUGCUGCUGCGCCCGGGCAGGGGCUGCCGCGGCCCCAGGUCCCGCUUCGAGACGCGGCGCGGUCCAGGCGGGAGGCGACUCCCUAGGAAGGGACCCGGGGCGGGAGGAGGAAGUGAGGCCGCGCGGAAGGAAGGCGGCGAGCCCCGGGGCCCCGAGGCCUUGGCCGCGUCACAGCACCCACAUGGCCUCUGGAGUGGGCGCGGCCUUCGAGGAACUGCCUCACGACGGCACGUGUGACGAGUGCGAGCCCGACGAGGCUCCGGGGGCCGAGGAAGUGUGCCGAGAAUGCGGCUUCUGCUACUGCCGCCGCCAUGCCGAGGCGCACAGGCAGAAGUUCCUCAGUCACCAUCUGGCCGAAUACGUCCACGGCUCCCAGGCCUGGACCCCGCCAGCUGACGGAGAGGGGGCGGGGAAGGAAGAAGCGGAGGUCAAGGUGGAGCAGGAGAGGGAGAUAGAAAGCGAGGCAGGGGAAGAGAGUGAGUCGGAGGAAGAGAGCGAGUCAGAGGAAGAGAGCGAGACAGAGGAAGAGAGUGAGGAUGAGAGCGAUGAGGAGAGUGAAGAAGACAGCGAGGAAGAAAUGGAGGAUGAGCAAGAAAGCGAGGCCGAAGAAGACAACCAAGAAGAAGGGGAAUCCGAGGCGGAGGGAGAAACUGAGGCAGAAAGUGAAUUUGACCCAGAAAUAGAAAUGGAAGCAGAGAGAGUGGCCAAGAGGAAGUGUCCGGACCAUGGGCUUGAUUUGAGUACCUAUUGCCAGGAAGAUAGGCAGCUCAUCUGUGUCCUGUGUCCAGUCAUUGGGGCUCACCAGGGCCACCAACUCUCCACCCUAGACGAAGCCUUUGAAGAAUUAAGAAGCAAAGACUCAGGUGGACUGAAGGCCGCUAUGAUCGAAUUGGUGGAAAGGUUGAAGUUCAAGAGCUCAGACCCUAAAGUAACUCGGGACCAAAUGAAGAUGUUUAUACAGCAGGAAUUUAAGAAAGUUCAGAAAGUGAUUGCUGAUGAGGAGCAGAAGGCCCUUCAUCUAGUGGACAUCCAAGAGGCAAUGGCCACAGCUCAUGUGACUGAGAUACUGGCAGACAUCCAAUCCCACAUGGAUAGGUUGAUGACUCAGAUGGCCCAAGCCAAGGAACAACUUGAUACCUCUAAUGAAUCAGCUGAGCCAAAGGCAGAGGGCGAUGAGGAAGGACCCAGUGGUGCCAGUGAAGAAGAGGACACAUGAAGGCUUGCUACCCCCAGUGGAAAAUCAUCCCCUCCCCUUGUGUGUAUGUGACAGCGUGUAUGUAACGGCUUCUGAUUUCUGUGAAAGCUGCUCAGCAACAAACGUACUUCCACCAGAUGUGUCCCCAGAUCCACAGCAGGCACAUAUCUCUCCAAGGGAUGACCAGUUUUAUGCUUACUGUGUGCUUCUCAUCCCCUGGUUGUGGUAGGUCAAGGAAAAGAGCCCCUUUGAUCCACCAGGAGCAAUUAAGAAAGGUCCUUCAGGUAAUCCCUCAAUGGCUGCUUUGAACUUACUCAGGAAAGCCAGCCCCCAUAAUAUUGUAUUACCAAACAGUAUCGCUUUGUUAGGAAGGAUCUGGAAUAAUCUUGAAGGGAAGUCAGAGUUUUCUCCCUGCCUAUUAACAAAAACCCAAUUUUGUUCAUAUUGAAGCAUGAAAUAAAUGAGAGCAAGGUAGGGCCAAAUUAACUCUUGUGGACAGUCCCUAAAAGUCCAGUUCUACAUUUGUGAAAAUUGUGGUGCCAUGAAUUAAGAUGGAUGACUGGAAAAAGGUGUUGGAGAAAGAGUUAAAGAUGAGGAAGAGAUAUUUUUAGUAUAUGAAGUUAUCCAGGACUUGAUAUUCAUAAUUCAGUGCUGUGGAAAUGAAAAAAAUGAUUGAAGAGGUGGAACGGAAAUGACCUUAGGGGGAAAAAAAAGGACCAAAGAAGUCUGAUUAAAAGUUGAAAUCAGUAUUUCUGAAUUCAAAUUGCUUGAAUUUCCAAAAUAGUCAGUAAAGGAUCUAAUAGAACCAGAAUUAUUUGGGUGAAUUCUGCAGGUUUUAUGGGCUUGUCACAACGUGAAGGGCUGGAAUGUAUAUUACCAAAUGGGAAUUUCCAUUGUAGGUUUUUGCUAGUCCCACCCCCAUUUUAGCCUAAUUUGGCUUAAACGCAGUAUGGGGAGAAUUGUUCCCAUUCCAUGUGUUCUGAAUUCAGCUCAUCUCCCAGCAUAUAGAUAUAUCCUCCUUUAACUCCGACCAGAACCCUUCUUCCUGUGGCACUCCCCACCCAUAGACCUUCAGAUCAUCUCCCACACCCUGGAUCUCACUCUCCUCUUAGUAACAGAGACACUCCUGAGGUUGGACUUCCUUGCUUUUCUCUACUUCCAAAUCACAAUUUCUUACAACCAAGCUUUGUGCUCCCGAGUAAGCAGGGAUGUACUAGGGGAAUGUAAAACUGCAAACUUAAAAACCUGCAUCUUCUUGAAGCAUCAGUUUUACUUACCAAAUGGUUUAGAGUCAUAAGAUGACCUAUUUUUAUAUAAAAGUUAUAUUAUAGAAUAAAAUGUUCAUACGCAUAGACUGUUAAGAUAAAAAAAUAGGAAUCUUGCAAGGUAAUUCUUAUUUGCAAGUGGGUUAUGUGUUCACUCUCCUCUACCUUUAUGGUAUUUUGGUGUUCACUUACGAAGCAUACAACUAGAACCAUAUCCAAGCAGACUCUGGGUUGCUGUUAACCCAGGGCCUAGACUUCUAGUGCCUCUGAGGCAGAACCAAAGGAGCCUGCACUGGGGGAAAUCCCUUUUCCUGCCUGCCUGUCUGCCUGUGACCUGUGUACGUAUUACAGGCUUUAGGACCAGCUGAUUGUUAUGCUUGCAGGAUGGUUUUGAAACAGAAACAAUACUUGUUUACUGUAGGAAUCCUAUUUAUAUUAUUUUUCAGUCCUGUGAAUGCUGUGAAAAGAUUUAUUCCUUUGAGGCCAGGAAGCUCCCAGGCAUAUAUGCUUCUAGGUUAGGAUUGUCCUGACUCACUAAAGAUGCCAGGAUAUUGGGGCUGAGGGGAGUUUGAGGUGUUAAAAAAAAAAAAAAAAAAGCAUUUUUCUCUCAAACUGAUGGCCAAGAAAUGGCUAGGACAAUUUUGGUGCUUUACCUAUCUCUGCAAAGACUGGAGAAUUUGGCAUACCAUUAAUUACAACCACCAAUCAUAUCCAACAAAAGUACCCUAAAAGAAGGACCAGUGGCCACUCUCGAAAAAAUUUAAGUAUCAGAAGAUUAAAAAGAUUUUAGGAUUUGGAAGCUUGUAUUGUCUUUCCCCAAUAAUCAUUGUUUGAUCUCCAAAUAGUAGCCUUAUAUUAGCAAUAGACAGAUCAUUGGUUCUCCAUAUCUGAUCAUAUGUUACUACUUUGAAUCAGUAUUUGGGAAAUUCAAGCAUUUAUGCAGUGGAUAUAAAUGGAAAUAUAAAAAUAUUUGCCAACCUGUCUCAGUAACUUAUCAUAUCUCUGUGAUCCUCAAGGAAAGCACUUUUGCUUUUACUUAGAAAGCGUUUCAGAUUUGCUUUAUAGACUCCUGCUGUCUUCAGUACCUGAUAAAACUUUAACCAGGGAAGCAUUAAACACAGUGCAGCAGCUUUUGCCCAGGCUUCUAAGUUCCUGCCGGCAGCAUUUAUCAAUGUAAGAACUAGGAUGCUUCCUGCAGUGGCACUACCUUCCCCUAGAGCUGGAGCAUGCUGCUUGGCCUUAAGCCCCAGCAUGAUGAGGCUUCCCUCCUGCCAGGUCAGUAAAAGUUAGAGAGCUCAGAAUUGGGUCUUGCCUGGGUGCAGGUGGCAGGGUUUGCUGAAACCCCUAAAGAGAAGUCACCAAGGGAGGCAGGUAAUGAAUGUUUCCAGAAUCAGUCGGAUACUCAUAGCAAUUUCUGGCUAUCUUUCAAAUGUUGAAUUUCUGGAUGCUGAGAGGGACUUUGAUUUGAUAUCAUUAAAUCCAGGACAGUCCCAAGAAGUGCUUGGAGUCUCGGCUCUGACAGCCCAAGAAGGGAAAUAACUUGUAUUAAGGAACAACUAUGAGCCAGGCCCUGAGCUGUCUCUUAGAUAAUAAAACAGAUGGGGAGUGGAAGAGUCAUUUGCUUCAAGUUAUACAGCUAGGAAAUACUCAAGCCAAAUCUUGAACGCAGCUCCCCCUAAUUCUGUGGACAGGCACUUUGUACCACACACCAUGGUCCACCUAAAAACAGAAGGAUAAAAAGACUUCAGGUUUUCCCACUGUGUGCUGACCAUCCCAAUUUAUGAAUCUUCUUCAAAAUGACAUUUCACAGUUAUAGUUAGGGCUCAGAAAUGGCAUUGAGGUAGCCUUAUUUCUCCCCUUUAGCAGAUGCUUUAAGUACACAUUGCUGACUUGAGCCCACCCCCAGGAGUUAGGAGAACAUUUCCUUUUUCAUGCCAUCUUCCAUAAAUAAGGUGUUUCUUGGCCUUCAAAGAUAUAGAACUUUGCAGCAGUAGUAAAAGUGAAGGGUGUUCUGCUCUCUACUCAACUUUAUUUGAAAAUGUCUGCAGCUUCACUCCUGUAGAAAAGGAAAUCUUCAUAUUUUAGUAAACUUAGCCGCCAGUGUACUCUGUGAGGAUGUGGCAAUUCAAAGUCCAGUGAAUCUGGACUCUCUUACUGAUUCCUGGUUUUAGUGUGUGUGUCGGGGGAGUGUGUACCUAUAUAUAAAGGACAAGUGUGAUAUGUGUGUAUAUGUAUAUACAUACAUACAUGUCCGCACACACACACACAAUAUUUGAGAGCUAAGGAAAACUCAAAGCAGCCCCUUCAUUAUCUUGCGUACUACUUCAAAGAUUUCUGUCAGCCCUAAUUACAAGUGUCACCAUAUAGUUGGGGCUUAGGUACUUGCUUACAGGAAGAGCAAUUCCCUAGCAAAGGUCAUUAGCUCCUAAGGCACUGAGUCAAAGUGACAGCCCUGAAGGAAAUUGCACUCCAGCCCUCCUCCAGGAUGUCUAAUAAGAUGGGAAACUUGGAUGCCCAGCCAUUUUGGUGACCUGAGAGUCUAACUACUCCAGUUAGACCUAAGGGCACAAAUGCAGAAUUCAUGACCUUGUAGUUGUGGCAGGGUCUAGGAAGUCCUCUCUCCCCAAGUAGAAAAUAUUCUCUUGCCAUUCCUGAAAUUCCACAUUCAUAUAAUGGCUGUGCAAUACAUGCUUCUCAAUAAGAAAAUUAACUGCACGUUUACUGUGUGCUGAUCACAUCAGAUUUUUAUGUUUAAAAAAAUCUCAUUAUGGAUUGAGUCCAGCCCAGCUCUAAGAGAAAAAGAAGGCCCAUAUGGGAGACUUCAGUCUCAUUAUUAUUGCCUUUAUCCAGCAGUGCUUAUGAAGCCCCCUACCCUGUCCCAUUCCAGAAACCAUAAGACUCAGGCAGUUCUUGAUUCUGGAGGCCUGCCUGGUAAGAUAAGAUAGUAUAAUUUGGAACUGAGAACAUACCAGAAACAGCAGAACGAGGGCCAGAGCAGAAAAAUGAAAAUAAGUGGAGACACUUAUGGAUACAUUGGUGCAAAAAAAGCCACGGAGCCCAUACUGGGCUUGAUAUGACUUUGAGGGGACAGCAGAUUAAUACUUAAUGAGGGUUAAACCUGACCAGUCUUUCUACAGUGACAGGCCACACUGCAUGAAUGGGGAGAACCAAUGAAUCCAUUGUCCUCUGCCUAUUUUCCUGUGCACAGUCACAUUCCCUCCUUAGGAAUCUUCCCCUUCCACCCUUUACAUUAAACAAGGGAACACUGAAUCUUUCAAGGGAAUUACACGUUUGGGUUAAUGUUUCAGUAUAUCAUUUUCAUACUGUAAAUUAUUUUGUAAGAGAGAUUUACUGCUAUCCCAGGAUGUUCGGACUUGGUGCCCCUGUGCAUUUGGAAAUCAAUAAACUAUUACUGGAAAUGCCAUUUGUCUCUCAGAGUUGUGCACAAAGGACCCUGCAAGGUGUAAAUAUUUAUGACGAGCUGCAUACUUGACUGUGGUAAUGCUGGAGAUGAUGGUGUUUUGGUUACUAGAUGUGGGAGUCUAAUUUACUCCUGACUUUUCCACAGUGCCUUAGGAGAGAGCUCUGGGAAGUGGCAAAAGAACAGACUUAAGAUCAUUAUUAUUUAGUGAUAAGUUUUCUCCUCAAAGUAAAAUGAUCCAGGCCUAGAUUACAUUUUAUGAGCAACUUAGAUUAUAACCUAAAGAAUACUUGGUGCCAAAUUAUGUUUUCAAAUAACAUUAAAGUUUUAGAAUUUGGAUGAACUAGAAGGAAGGUAAAAUUGUAAUUUUUGCCAUAUUUUCUAGAAAAAAAAAUGUCUUUUAGAGCAAAUUACAGUUAGGCCAACAAAAUCUUUGUUUUGUGAAACUUUAGAAAUACAUAUUUGCAUGUAAUUGAUGAAAACAUAGAAUGAGUUGUAAAUGAAGCAAUUCCAAGCUGGUUUGAAGGACCAGAGGUUGCAUUGAAAUCAGAAGUCAUAUACUCAGAGGCCUUCAGGAGCCAAAUGUGAAGACUCAAGAUGGUAGAUACUGUGUGAAUUAGAAAAUACCAAGCCCUGCCUAAAUGCAUUAAAAUUUAAUGUUUAAAAAUCCUAAAACCCACCAGCAGGUGUAUCUGGAGGGACAGUUUGUGGACUCUCCUCUAAAUUUUCUUUUAACACAUUUAUCUUCAUCAGACCCUUUUAGUUAGCUAGGGACUGUGUGAGAACCUUGAGAAAAUUGUCCAAGAGAGGGAGAUAAGUCACUCAAGGUCACCCAACAAGCCAGGCUGGUAAAGCCCAGGACAGCAGACUCUCUGUCUCCGAGAGCAAUCAUUAGGCCCUACUUCCUCUUCCCCAGUUGCGGAGGACACUGCUGCCUGGUGGGGUGGCACUGCCUGCCACUGUAGCACUUAGGAGUCUUCAGUGUUUUAACAAACCACAAUGUGUUUGGAGGUUUUCUUCCCUGCUUCCUGGUGCCAGUAUCUCAACACCACAUCCAUUGCCCCAGCCCUUUCUUGUUUUAUCUUUCCCUCUGAAAGCUACAACUCUAUAUUUUAUUUUAUUACUCUUUGUUUGGUCCAACAUGGCCCCAUUUCCUUUAUACUCAUAAAAAGGUAGAAUUUCAGCUUGUCUGGAAUAUCUCCUGGCCUUCACAAGGCACCAGAGUUAGAGACACCCAACAGAAAGUCGUAAUAAGAGAAGAUGUCACAGAAAUAGAAACAAAAGCAAAAGACUGCUUGAAGUCAGUAACAGACUGCACUAAGUGUCUGUGCUUGUUAACUAUUGUAAUCUCCAGGUUUAAAUCAUUCAUUUAUGUUAAUAAGAGCUGUCACUUAGCUCUUUCUCUGGGCCAGGUACUCUCCUGUUGUUUUUCACAUUAUCAUAAUAGUAACAGCACCAAUACUAUCAUUCCCCACUUUGUUGCUCAGGAAUCAAAUUUAGAGAAUUAAGUACUGUGACCACGGUUACACCCUAAUAAGCGGGAAGCCAGAAUUUAAACCCAGGUCUAGCAGACUUCACAGCCUCUUUCCUUAAUCUCUUCUCUCCUAGCUGCACUGAUUCCAUCUUGUAUUGGUGAAUAACAACACUGAUCCCCCUACAACUACCCCCACACAUGUACAGUAUGGCCUUGGGGCAAAGGAGUUUGCCUUUUGCAAAGAAGGUCUUGCUUUGUAUAGCCUGUAAAAUGCAAUGUACAGUGAGGGAAAGAAAGUCUAAGGGUAGCAGUCAAAUCUUCUGGCCUGAAACUGUACUUUUGGAAGGGAGAACUGUUAGACUUGCUUUAUCUUCUUUAUUCCAAGGCCAUAAAUAAGAAAAUCAACGAGAGGCAAAACCAUGUCUUCUUUUGCUAUAGCGUUAGAAUCCUGAAAGUCAGCCAGCUCUGACACUGAGUCUGUGAUUUAAUUAAACAUGUUGAAGGCUCUCCAACAGCUUGACGUCAGGCCAGCUUCAUAUUCUUGGAAAGGGACAACAGCAAAAGGAGCUUAUCUGUUUUAAAGUUCACUUACUGAGUUCAGCUGUCACGGCCACAGCAUACCAUUUGCCUUAUAAAAAUGGCCCACAACCUUCACAAUAUUUUAGGAUUCAUGGCAACUCAUUUACCUAGGGCUUAGCCACCUGAUAGCUUUACCUAUCCCUAUUUCCUGAACACAAAAUCUAAACCAGUGGUUUGACAAUGAGUAACUGAGACAGAACUAGAAAAAUCUAGAACCUCUGCUGAACCCAUCAAAAGUGACUGAGAAUUAAGAAGUAAGCAAACAAGGCUUCCAACCAAUUGAAAUAAAUACCAUGAAGCAAACGCAUAAGACAAAGGCCAUACAUCUAGUCAUCAGGCACCUCCUCAGAACCUAUUUGCUCUUCCUUCACACAUAUUUCUAACUGUAAAGGAAAGAAACAGACUUUUAGAGGAAACAAGAAGGAAAAAGGAGGACAGCAAUAGAGAAAAUGGAAAUUUUGAGUAGACUGCAAAGCUCCAAAGCCCUGAUAUAUGGGUUAUUUAGUGUCAAAAACAGUCUAUACACAUCUCAAUCUUUAAGAGCCUCACUGUAUCAUGGGACAAUAUUCUAUUUAAAAUGAUGACCCUGUGCACCAUACAUAAAAAAACUAUGCUUAGAAGACAAAAAUAUGUAUAUCAAACAUUUUAGAAAUAUUUACAUCCCAAUGGUUAAAAAAAAAAACUUUUAGGAAUUAAAAGGAAUAAACCUUUGACCAUCCAGAAUAUUUAGCUAAAUCAAACAGUGUAUAUCCCCCUAGCUGACUUUUAUUGUUUCAUGAGCCUCUGGUGUUCAGAGAGUUUUUUUCACAGCUUUGUAAGUGACUUUCAUGCUACAGUGCUUUGCAUAUAAUGGCAUGAACAGUGGAGGUGCCAACUUUCCAAUGUGAUGAAUAAAACUAAUAACUAGAAUACAGAUCAAAUUCUGUUACAACAAAUACUGCUACCAUAAAAGUCACUUAAGCAUCCCUGUUAGUUCUAAGCCCCUGUCGAUUGCCCAUUUAUUUUAGGCAAUAGUCAUUCAACAAAAUUGGAGCAUAAUAAAAAGAAACUGGACCUCAGCGCAAGUUGAGUGUUACACAAUUUAACCUGUAAUAACAGGUUCUCACUUGUAUUUCUCCAGCUCUUUGCUGUAAGAAGAAUAAACGUUAUGUAGAUAUAAUACCAGCGUGACAGCUUGUGGUUGGUGGUUUCUAGAAGAAAUAAUUCAGAAGCAAAAGACACAUGAAGUUAUGUGGCAGUUCCUCACUAGGGAAUUUGGUCUCCAGGGCCACUUUUGACCUUAAUCCAUGUUGGAGCCAUCAAUCAAAGAAUUGCUUGCAUCUAAUAAUGGUGUAAUGCCAAUACUAAGCCCUGGAACGAAGAUAGGAUUCAUUUCUCAUGGAUUAUUGAGCACUCUGGGGUAACCUGGCCCUGAUCUGAUGACGCUAAGAUUUAAAAACCCAGAUGCAUGUGACUAGAACUAUCUUUUCUCCCAUGAUGCACUGCUUUCAACACUGCAUGACUGUAAAAACAUGUGCCACGCUGAUUAUAUAUAGAGAUGGUCUAAAUCAGCUGCAUCCCAUUUGGUACCCAGGCAAGGAUUUUUCCAUACCUAUCUUUUUGCUGGUGGUAAUGAUGAGUUUUGUCACUUGCUAUAACAUUCUCUGUCCGUCUUUUUUCUUUUAUGUAAAUACUUUUGUGACUUCAUUGUAACCAGCAUUUUGUAAUACUCUUAACAGCAGAGGGGAUUAAAUCAUGAUUCACUUCUGAACAGUACAAUCAGCAGUAGGAAAACGAGGAGGGAGGGAGAGGGAAAUUGUCCACCACUUCCCAAUGAUAAUGCCUGGCUCGGACCCCAGAUUCACAUCAUACUUGAAGUUCAUAAAUUCUGGGCACUGCUCAGCUUGAGGAGGCAGGCAUUGCUCCUUCAUAUUUCAGGGUGAGACAAAUGCUCUGUUGAAGCCAUGCCACUACAGGAUACAUUCACCUCUGCUUGCUUUCCUCCCUAAGCCAGAGUGUAGUUAAACAUUUAUAUGUCCCAGGCCAGGAGAUCAAAUUAAGAGGAGGUUAGCUACUUUCCCUGGCUCUUAAAAACAUUUGAGUCCAAGUAUGGUUCUCUGGCUUGAGGGUGGCCAUUUGUUGCCUCACUGUUUUUAUUAGGACAUCUGGAGAUUAGAGGUGUUAAUUGGAAGUAACUUUUCUAUAUUUGGUUUCUCUCCACACAUUAUGAGACCUUUUAGACCCAGUUGGAUGGCUGUAUCCUAGUAUGAAAUUCAGCUUCUAAGUAGGAAGAACUAUGAUAGAGGAACAAGAUUGCUCUUUGACUUGGUGAUAGUAGGGCAAUAGGGAGUGUCAGUAGGGUAGUUUCAGGUGGGGAGGAUGACAAACCACUGAUAACAAUAAAAAUGGGUAUUUCUCAACACUCAAGCCAAUUUCCCAUUUGAUAACAAGUAGGUUCUGAUCUAUUUUCCCCAAAUUAAUAUUUUCCCUGGAAGAUUCUGACCUGUCUGAUCAAAUAAAGGCAUUCCUCUGAGAGUAUACCUAGCCCACUUGUGGCCAAAUUAUACUUGACUGUUAUGUACUCAAAACAAGCUUUCCUGUUAAUCUCUUUCUCUUACCUCUAUUAUGAGGACAAGACGUGGAAGAAUUAGGUCACCGGGGCAUCUGCCAUUGCAUAUGUUUAAGUGGUAUAAAGAAGCCAGGAUUCCUAGAAUGGUCUGUCUUUUGCCAUUUCUGGGACAAUGAGAAAAUCCAUCUGGAGUGUUUAUGCCCCUCUGAAUAGCCAAGUCAUGGGCUUGUUUGCUUUCAGUCACUGCCUUCAGAAAAAGACAAUUUUACAAUGACUUACUUCUAAUAAUCACUGAAACAGCCUCAUGAGGACAUGCAAAACUGCUGUCUAUCUUCAGACCUGGCCCAUUGUCAAAUGGCAGACUUGCAGAGCAAAUAAGGGACCUGGCCUAGUUCACAAGGCAGUCAGAAGUGAUCCAAAGUUCAGGCUCCCCCUCCCUUUUAUCACUCCACCCUGCCUCUACUCCUCCGCCUCCUAUUCUUCCGGCCUUUCCAUCUGGAAACCAUGAGCCUCAUGGAUUCCAGGCACAAAUUCUCAGAUUUCAGAUGUUUGGGAAAUUUCUCAGCUUGGGUCAUUCUUCAAGAGUAAGAAAUUGAAUUUGUGAGAAAAAAAAACAGCUGAGACUGUUUCACAGAAGAGAAAAUAAAUAAGGUGUGGUGCGUAUCCAUCCUCUUCCCAACUCAGCUCCAAAACCACACACAAUGUCUAACUUCAAAAAGAGUAUUUAGAUCCCCCCUGGGAAGGAACAGAAUGGAAAAACAAUCUCCACUCAUAAAAACACUUUUCUGCCUUCUACAGUAUAAACACAACUGGCAUCAGAUAAUACAAUGUAAUUGAUUUUAUGUGUGUAAUUGGGGAACAGAAGGGUCUCUAGAGGGUAGACCUAAGAGUAAUGGAAUGGAGUGAAAAGUAAAAUUUAGACUAAAUUGUUGGGAGGAAACUGUUAACAUUGUGAACCACUUGACCCUAGUGUUGCAUCUUCACAAAAAAGAGCAAUGUGCCGUCUUCUGUCUUUGGAAAAUGGGACAAGCUUGCUCCUGAUACUAGGUUUUAGAAGCAUACAGACUUGGUUUUAGUACUGGCUUUGUUCUUUACUAACUCUGAACAAUUAAAUGAGCAGAUGGUCUACAGGGCUUAGUACAGUGCCUGACACAUAGUAAGCACUUAGAAAUGGUAGCUUCUGACUGUUGUGCUGGAGUCCUGUUAGAGAUUCAGUAGAUGGAGCCACCUUCAUGUUGCCCCUCACUGAGCUGCUCUGCUCACCUCUAGAUGCUCCCCAUGGCUGUUUCAUAGCCCUCUGUACCACAUCCCCAUGUACUUUUUCAUAUCAACGGUAAGUACCUCAAAUUACCGUAUGUAUUUACUUGUUCAUAAGGUUGAUGUCUGUAACUCUUUGAAGGUUGUAUUAGUCGUUUGCUCCUAUAUUACUAAUGAUGACAAAGUCGCCUGACAGAGUAGAUGUUCAAAUUUAUGGACUUAAACUGACUGACAUCUUGAUAAUGCCCAUAUCCAGAGGUACUCCAGAUAUUAUAUCUUCAUGCAGAAAACUGAAAGAUACCUUUAGCUACAUCUACCCCAGAAUGAGUGUCCAAAGCAGGUGGCACCACCAAAAGGCACCUUCUUUUCCCAUGAAAAGAGGGAAGAGAGUUGAGAAGCCUCACUCCCAUCCCUGCUCUGCCACUGACAAGUUGUGUGGCAUUUGGCACAUCAUGUUCUCUCUCUACAUGCGCCUAAAAUGACGGGUAGGGUCAGAGACAUUGGAGGAUCUCUCUUUUCUCUUCCACCUCUAACACGGUAAGAUCUUAGCAAAGUAAAAAGGACAGUGAUAACAGAAAAAUUGUUCCUCUAAGAGUCCCAAGUCAUCUUUUUUCUCUCCGUGUGUGUUAGCAUUUGUGUGUGUCUGUGGGUGUGUAUGCAUGUGUGUGGAAGCUAUACAAGGAAAGCUGAAUCCAUAUGUAGACUUCAUGGAGACUAGUACUGCUCCAAAUGUGCACAAGCCAUGUGAUAUGGUUUGCCUCUGUGUCCCCACCCAAAUCUCAUGUUGAAAUGUAAUCCCCAAUGCUGGAGGUGGGACCUGGUGGGAAGAUUGGAUCAUGGGGGAGUUUUCUCAUGAUUUAACAACAUCCGCCCUUUGUUGUCAUGAUAGUGAGUUCUUGUGAGAUCUGGUUGUUUAAAAAUAUGUGACACCUCCCCCCACCUUCCUUCUGCUCUGGCCAUGUAAAGUGCUCACUCCCCCUUUGCCUUCCACCAUGAUUGUAAGUUUCCUGAAGCCUCCCUAGAAGCUGAGCAGAUGCCAGCAUCAUGCUUGCUGUGCAGCCUGCAGAACUGUGAGCCAAUUAAACCUCUUUAUGAAUUA